Molecule: messenger RNA, 914 nt
Organism: Numida meleagris (helmeted guineafowl)
Lineage: Eukaryota; Metazoa; Chordata; Aves; Galliformes; Numididae
Product: formin-like protein 7
Exons: 3
Coding region: 267-914 (215 amino acids)
Source: RefSeq, a predicted model, not a curated record
AGCCCCUGGGUAACUUCCCAUUGUCCCCCUUUGAUGCCUAGAGCUCCUCCCAGUGCCCCUAGUAUAGCUUAGAGACCCCAGCACAAUCCCAGUUCCCCCCAGAACUGCCCAGUGCUGCCUACAGCCCCUCAGUAACCUCCCAGUGCCCCCCAAAACUGCUUAGAACCCCUCCCAGUUCUCCCAGUACCAUCUACAGCUUCCCAGUGCCCCCCAGUACUGCUUAUAGCUCCCUAGUGCCCCCCCAGCGCUAUCUAGAAUGUCCUAGCAUGCUCCCAGUGCUCCCCAGUACCGCCUAUAGCAUCCCAGUGCCUCCCAGUAUCCCCCAGGGCUGCCUAGGACCGUGUAAUACAAAGCCAUAUCUCACCCCCCCAGGAUUGUCUGGGUCACCCCCCAGCUUUCCGGAGCUCCCCAGUGCCCCCGUUGUGCCUGAACCCCCCCGUAACGGCUCAGUGUGGCUCCAGGCUGUGACCGAACGCUCCGUUCCCUCUUUCUGCCCCCCACGUUCCCCCCCCUCCCAGGACGGGGUCUGCGUGGAGGCACGUUCAGAGCAGCGCUUUGGGGUCAGCACCAAGAAGCCCCACAAGGCCCCCCCCGCGGGCAGCGCGCUGUACGGCCGCUUCGUCAAGGCAGCCACGCUCACAGCACGCGGGGAGGAGCCGACCAAGCAGCGGGGGGGCUCCGAGAGCAGCGAGGAGGAGGAGGAGGAGAAACUGGACCGCUCCUCGGCCUGCAGGCACUCACAAGGAAAGCAGUCGGCUCCGUGCCGCGUUGGGUGGUGGAAGCGCGGCUCCACUCCGUGUUCCUCCCAGUGCUCACAGGAGACUGCAGAGCCGAGACAGCACCGUGCAGCCCCCCCGGCCCCCGGAUCUGGGCCUGGAACCUCGGGGGGGCUCGGGGGCUGUUCGCAGCACUAG